Messenger RNA from Galeopterus variegatus (Sunda flying lemur), 1431 nucleotides. It is a transcript of the gene TSPAN3, whose product is annotated as tetraspanin 3. Gene Ontology annotation, biological process: protein maturation; protein localization to plasma membrane; regulation of vascular endothelial growth factor signaling pathway. Lineage: Eukaryota; Metazoa; Chordata; Mammalia; Dermoptera; Cynocephalidae. Gene Ontology annotation, cellular component: membrane. The annotation marks the transcript as partial. The record is from RefSeq and is a predicted model, not a curated record. The transcript has 5 exons.
GGGGCAGCUGGCAUUUUAUGCUACGUGGGAGCCUAUGUCUUCAUCACUUACGAUGACUAUGACCAUUUCUUUGAAGAUGUGUACACACUCAUCCCUGCUGUAGUGAUAAUAGCUGUUGGAGCCCUGCUUUUCAUUAUUGGGCUAAUUGGCUGCUGUGCCACGAUUCGAGAAAGUCGCUGCGGACUUGCCACGGUGGAAAAAGAGGUUGAUCACAGGAUUCAGAAAGUGUAUAAGACCUACAAUGGAACCAACCCUGAUGCUGCCAGCCGGGCUAUUGAUUAUGUACAGAGACAGCUGCACUGUUGUGGAAUUCACAACUACUCAGACUGGGAAAGUACAGACUGGUUCAAAGAAACCAAAAACCAGAGUGUCCCUCUUAGCUGCUGCAGAGAGACUGCUAGCAGCUGUAACGGCAGUCUGGCCCAUCCCUCCGACCUCUACGCUGAGGGAUGUGAGGCUUUAGUUGUGAAGAAGCUACAAGAAAUCAUGAUGCAUGUUAUCUGGGCAGCACUGGCAUUUGCAGCUAUUCAGCUGCUGGGCAUGCUGUGUGCAUGCAUUGUGUUGUGCAGAAGGAGUAGAGAUCCUGCCUACGAGCUCCUCAUCACUGGCGGAACCUAUGCGUAGUGCACAACUCAAGCCUGAGAUUUUUCGUCUUACUCUGAUUUGGAAGGUGAAUUGAGCAGGUCUGCUGCUGUUGGCCUCCUGAGUUCAUCUGGUUGAAGCACAUGUCUGCUGGUGUUGGACGAGCAGCUUGGCUUUUCACGUACCCACCUACUUACCUAUGCACCCUGUGACUUUCUUUUCCCUUAUUCUAGCUGACGCUCCUUGCUCCUAAGUUUUUAAGUACGUGGUAAGUGUUCUAAUUUCAGAACUAUUUGCGAGUUACGUAGUGUGGUAGAAUUCAAGGAUGUAGGCCCGCUUCUUUUACCUCCAAAGCAGUGAUGGGAUGGAUGCUGAAAUAUCACUGGGUCCUUUCAGUCUUCACAAUGGAGAACUCUUGGCCAAAGGUUUUUGGGGGGUGGGGGAGGAAGCCAGCUGUCUGGCGAACACCAGAUGGUGCCCCUCAUCAGUGUCCUUUUAAAAAAUAUAUACUGUAGUCCAAUAAGAUAGCAACUGUACAAAAUGGCUAAAAUAGAUUUUAGAAUCAUAUGGUGUGUAUCUUGGUUCAUCUUCAAAAUCAGAGACUGAUCUUUGAAACUAGUGGUUUUUAAUCAAAGCCGGCUUUAUGGGAAGAGUAUAAUGUAUGCACUACUGUUUCGAAAUACUUAGUGUGAGUGUGUGAAUGUGUUUUUGUAUGAUUGAGCCCAUUCAUCAUAAGUCUUAAACUUGUUAGAAAUAAUGUACCCAUGUAGACUAGCAAAAUAGUAUGUAGAUGUGAUCUCAGUUGUAAAUAGAAAAAUCUAAUUCAAUAAACUCUGUAUCAUCCCUCAA